Messenger RNA from Melampsora larici-populina 98AG31, 1547 nucleotides. RefSeq lists its product as uncharacterized. Gene Ontology annotation, molecular function: GTP binding; GTPase activity; protein kinase binding. Gene Ontology annotation, cellular component: cytoplasmic vesicle; plasma membrane; cytoskeleton. The coding region runs from base 421 to 1011 and encodes 196 amino acids. NCBI's taxonomy places the organism in Eukaryota, Fungi, Basidiomycota, Pucciniomycetes, Pucciniales, Melampsoraceae. The transcript is spliced from 8 exons. Gene Ontology annotation, biological process: cortical cytoskeleton organization; establishment or maintenance of cell polarity; regulation of actin cytoskeleton organization. The record is from RefSeq and is a predicted model, not a curated record.
AUCAAAUCAAAUCAAAUUGAAAUCGAAUCAAAACCAACCAUCCACUCUUUGUUGUAAAACUUGAUUUUGAAUUUCCAUCGAUCUAAAACUUGAAAUUCAUCGAAAUUGGACUCAAAAGUGAUAUUAAAGACCAAUCGGACAUCAAACUUAAAUUUGAACUUAAAUUUAAUCCAAGUUGGAAGAAAAAAAAAAAUUUCUUUUUCUUUCAUAUUGAUUUCAAAGAAACUUUCAAUCAAAUCACUUCAAGAAAUCAAAUUCAAUCAAUUCAAGACUUUAGCGAGUUUUAAUCGAUUGACUCUAACCAAACCCAAUCCAUCAAUCAAUCCAUCAAUCAAACAGUCAGUCAAUCAAAUCACCCACACACAAACACAGAAUCAAGACAGACUAAGUCUUAUUUACUUUUAAGAUUAACACUCAAAGAUGCAAUCUAUCAAAUGUGUGGUUGUAGGUGAUGGUGCGGUCGGAAAGACUUGUUUACUUAUCUCUUAUACUACCAAUGCUUUCCCGGGUGAAUACAUCCCUACUGUCUUUGAUAACUACUCUGCAAAUGUCAUGGUCGAUGGUAAACCGAUCAACUUAGGUUUAUGGGAUACCGCUGGUCAGGAGGAUUACGAUCGUCUUCGACCUCUUUCUUAUCCACAAACCGAUGUCUUUUUGAUCUGUUUCAGUUUGACUAGUCCACCUUCAUUUGAGAACGUUCGAACCAAAUGGUAUCCCGAGAUUUGUCAUCACGCGCCCAAUAUCCCUUUGAUCUUGGUUGGAACUAAAUUGGAUCUAAGGGAAGAUCCACAAACGAUUGAGAAAUUGAGAGAACGUAGAAUGGCUCCAAUCUCGUAUCAGCAAGCUGCUGCUAUGGCUCGUGACAUCGCUGCUGUUCGUUACCUCGAAUGUUCUGCUCUAACGCAAAAGGGGUUGAAAAACGUAUUUGAUGAAGCUAUCAGAGCUGUCUUGGCUCCUGCCACACGUGAGAAGACAACAAAGAAACAAUCCAAGGGUUGUACAAUUUGUUGAAAGAGAUUGAUAAUCACGAAUUCACGACUUAAGACCAUCACUUUGUUUCUUUCUUUUUUUUCACUCAUCAAAGAAUUAAAAACUGUUGUGGUUUUCCUCUUCACCAUUUUUUUUUAUUUCAUCUUUUUUUUUUGCUUGAUCUCUCAUCUAUCUUCAACAUCAACUCAUGUUCUUUUCCCAUUUUUUUUUGACGAUAGCUCUGUCUCUUUUUUUCCAAUCUAUCUCGCUCUUACUACAUCAUCUCUAACGACUUUAUUUUUUUUAUGAUGACUUUUUUGAAAUUCUAUUUUUUCUCCCAUUUUCUAACAUGUGUUUUUUUGUGCGUGUCUGUGUUUUUUUUGUCCUUACGCUUGUGUGUGUAUGUGAUGAGAGAGUGUGCAAACCUUUUUUUUUUGGCUUUUAAAAAAAAUCAUAAUACAAUAAAAAAAAUCAAUCACAUUUUCUACAUUCACCUGUUCUUCUUUUUUUUACUGUUUCUUCUUCUUUCUCCUCAAUAAAUAAUAAUAAUUGAUGCAAAAAAAUAUAAACCUUUACAG